UAGUGUCGUUUUUGUAGCAACAUGAAAAAGAGGGCGAAUCUUAAAAAGAAAUACAUGUAUAAGAGGAAGACAUGACCGUGGGGAGACCGGGCAGGAACAUGACAAAAAGCCUCACUGGUCAUCGAGACGAGAAAAGUUUGUUCCGAACAGACAAAAGUACCAGGAAGUUAAGCUACUACAGCGGGAGAGAGGGCAUUGAUCAUCGCUUUUGUGUUCCGGAGAGAAGGGAUAAUGACGAAGGAGGAGGCAGCGGCGGAGGAGAGGGGAGGAAGGAGAGGAGGACGGCGGAGGGAGGUGGCGGAGGUUGCUCUGAGAGGCGGAGGCAUGGCGGCGGCGGCAGCAGCGAUGGCUCUGAUGCUGACCGCUCGUGAGGAAGGCGUCGCCGACAUCUACGGCUUUCAGCUCUCUCUCUCCUCCAAAUGGUCUUUUUCUCCCUCCUACCAGUAUCUGGUGGCAGUAUCAGCAGCAGCAUCUCUAUACUUAGCGGUUCAGUUCCUGGUGGGUAGUUUACGGCUUCUGAGGAGAAAUCCGGUUAUACCCUCAAGGCAGCAAGCCUGGUUCAUUUUCAUGGCGGAUCAGAUCUUUGCAUAUGGGAUGAUGAGUGCAGGCUCAGCAGCUUGUGGAGUCACUAACCUGAACAGGACAGGAAUCAGACACACUCCCCUCCCAGAUUUCUGCAAGUCUCUCCACAGCUUCUGCAAUCAUGUCGCUCUCUCUAUCCUCUUCACCUUCCUCUCUUGCCUCUUCCUCGCCUCCUCUGCUCUCUUCGCUGUCCUUCACCUCUCCUCCAUCCACUAGACUAUGCCUAUACCCACCACUGCUUGUUGUUACUCUCUCUGUUCAGUGUCAUUGAUGUUGUAAACAAGACAUAUUUCCACAAAAGACUGUGUGCACGCUUCCAAUAUAGAUAAUGUUAGAAAGAAUUUGUUUGAA
Messenger RNA from Tarenaya hassleriana, 933 nucleotides. RefSeq names its product CASP-like protein ARALYDRAFT_316979. Bases 232 to 798 code for a protein of 188 amino acids. The transcript is spliced from 4 exons. Lineage: Eukaryota; Viridiplantae; Streptophyta; Magnoliopsida; Brassicales; Cleomaceae. The record is from RefSeq and is a predicted model, not a curated record.